UUGUUUGCUCUCACUUUCUCUGCAUCCCUCACAACCUCUCCCUCCCAUCACACUGGGCGUUGCUUGGCUGACUAUAAAUGCUUGAAUAAACUGUCGGUGAGCUCCUGCACUCUUCACUGAGUCUAUACCCACAGUUUCUGCCUCUUCGUGUCCUGCUCACAUUUCUGGAGCCAUGACUGAUUUGGAGAAAAACAUGGAGUCACUGAUAGUGAUUUUCCACCGCUAUGCCAAUGAGGACAAUGAUGGGAAGACUUUAAGCAAAAAAGAACUGAAAAAACUAAUUGAGAAUGAGUUACCUACCUUCAUGAAAGCCCAGAAAAACCCAAAUUUGGUGGACAAUAUCAUGAAAGAUCUGGACCAAAACAAAGAUGCCAAGCUGGACUUCGAAGAAUUUAUUCCCCUCGUUGUCGGCCUCUCAAUGGCCUGUGAGAAGUGUUACGCUCUCCAUGAAAAGAAGGGCAAGAAGUUUUCAGCUAUGGCUCGUCUGGAUCAGGUCAUCACAAACAUUGUAGAGAUAUUUCUGGAGUAUGCUGAUGAUGAAGGAAAGAAACGUCAGUUGAACAAGGAGGAAUUAAAGAAGGUGCUGGAGCAAGAAAUAAAAAGCCCUGAGUUAAAAUGUCACAUUAAUGCAGAUGACAUUGAGGAAGCCAUGGGAAUGCUGGAUAAAAACCACGAUGGUGAGGUGAACUUCAGAGAGUUUUGUCGAUGUGUGUGUGACCUGGCCAAAUGCUACUACCACAAGAAGACAGGAAAGGGAGGCAAGAAAUGCAAGGGCAAAGAAUGCGGACAAGAGGACUGAAGGUUAACUUCGAACUGUUUACCAUAAAAUAUUUAAAAAGUGUUUUAAAGAAAUGGCAUUUACUCAACACAAACAUUGUUUGUGACACUGCUUAUCGUGAAACAGGUACUACUGUUAUAAAGCAAUUUACACAUCUAUUGUAAAGCUCAAGCCUGCUGUUACUUGUGUCUUGAACGCUAAAUGUGCAAUUCAUUGUCUUUGUCUCUUCCAACCCUUGUUUUCAAAUAGGUUUCCAUUCAAUACUAACUGAAAAAAAAUUAAAACUAUUACUCCCUUUGCUGUUUAUGGCAGUCACUUCUUGUUUUGUUGCCAAGUAUCUGAUGUCAUUGCUGUGGAAGGAAACAAGUACUUUCUCAUCAAACAUUCAACAGACAUCACUCACUAUGUUCUCCCGUCAGUGCUUCAUUAAAGGAUAUGUCUCAUCUGUAACUUU
Molecule: messenger RNA, 1232 nt
Organism: Toxotes jaculatrix (banded archerfish)
Lineage: Eukaryota; Metazoa; Chordata; Actinopteri; Toxotidae
Product: trichohyalin-like
Exons: 5
Coding region: 173-799 (208 amino acids)
Cellular component (GO): cytoplasm
Molecular function (GO): calcium ion binding; transition metal ion binding
Source: RefSeq, a predicted model, not a curated record